GUUCUCGCGGCGUACCGAGGAUGCCGCCUAUCACGACCCAACGACACUUCAGUCACGAAGACGAUGCCGAACCGAGUUUCGCAUAUACUUGCCCGUCCUGGCCAUCAUAUGCCUCGGCAUCCUCUCCCUACCUCUGCUGGCAACACAGGUCACGCAAUCAACCAAGCCCCGUGGCCCCUUGCACUGUAGGAGGCACUGAGUGCCGGCUGUAUCUUCGACUUCGGACACGUCAUCUGGCUGCCGCCCGAGUGCUACGAUGCCCGCCAAGCUGCCGAGUUCCUCGCGCAAGGGCCCCUGCUGAUGCCGACAAUGCCGACAAUGCCGCCGAUACCGCUGUCGCGCAAUCGCGUUAACAUGACAGUCAAGGAGGUCGGCUUCGCGACCCAGGACGUUCGAAAGACAAUGCAAUACCACCUCGACCACUGCGCAUACUCUUGGAGGGUCUGGCAUGAGGUGAGGACCGCGGGACCAAAUAUGCCAAGGUAUGUAGUGGAGUUGGAACAUACACACCACUGUACCAUGAUACUCAUGGACACCUCUAUCGCCGCAGACGCCAUCACGGCGACGAUCCAUGUUGGCGCUCAUAAGUGUGUUGACCCUUGAGGGAUUCGGUUCUUUUGCGGCACACCAGCCAUAGUAACUCAUCAAUGACGCUUCUUCAGUAGGAACCGCGUUCUAGAUAUCCAAGUCGCGUAGCUGGAGACCUGAUGGAUCUACGCAUGCCCCCUCAGCGAAGCUGGCGUGCUGGGGCUCAAUCCGUGUAUGUGUAAUACUUGAAAUGAGGCGCUAUCGUGGAAUCGACAGUACCUCCCGCACUCUAUCUGUCAGCCUAGUCCCCCCUAGCUAUAAAGCCGUAAGGGUGGAAGAAUCGCCUCCAUAUCUACACAUGUACAAGUUUUACUUUCUUCUUUUGCACUGCAUAAAGCAGAUACCAACCUCCCUCCCUUUCUACUAGUAGAACUUCCUGCCCCCCAGAACUAGAAAAAAUGUUCUAGCAGUACACUGCCACU
Didymella exigua CBS 183.55 is the source of this 1010-nucleotide messenger RNA. RefSeq lists its product as uncharacterized. The transcript has a single exon. Lineage: Eukaryota; Fungi; Ascomycota; Dothideomycetes; Pleosporales; Didymellaceae. Bases 310 to 603 code for a protein of 97 amino acids. The record is from RefSeq and is a predicted model, not a curated record.